GAUGAAAUGGAGAAAUUGAGAUUUGCCAUAAAGGAUCCUGAGGCUAUCUCUACUCAUGACCAGCAUAUGCUAUUUGGGAAAUUUGCUCAAAUAAUACAGGAAAAAGAGGUAGAAAUUGAUCGAUUAAAUGAGCAAAUUAGAGACUUUCAUCAACAACUUAGACUUACAACAGAUAACAAGGAUUUUGAAGAAAAAAAUGAACUGAUAAGGGAUCUUGAAGCCCAAAUAGAAUGUCGGAAGAGUGGUCAAGAACGUUUGAAGAAAAAUAGAGAAGAAGAAACAGACAAGCUCAAUGAAGUGAUUGAAAAACUUCAGGAGGAAUUGUCAUAUAUUGAACAGAAUAUGUUGGUGGAUACCAGUUCCCCCUCAGAACAAGAGGACAGCUUGAAACAUCAGUUGGAAAAGGUUAUAGCUGAAAAGCUGGCUUUGGAACAGCAAGUAGAAAUCACUAAUGAAGAAAUGGCCUUCACAAAAAAUAUACUUAAAGAAACCAAUUUUAAAAUGGAUCAGCUAACACAAGAAUUAGUCAACUUGAAGAGAGAACAUGACCAUAAGGAAAAAAUCCAAAGUGUACCAGACGAAAGUGUUAGCAUGACUAUAGAUGAUCUCAGCAAAGACCAACCCGAACUGGAAGUAAUCCAUAUUGAAGAUGUUCUUAAACCCCCUGAGAACAAGAUGUAUCUCAGAUCUUUUGAAGAAAGCACCAAAGUUUCCAGAAAUUUGGAAACAAAACUGCUACAGCUUGAGAGCUCUGUUAGCGCAAAGGACUUAGAACUUAUCCAGUGUUAUAAACAAAUAGAAGACAUAAAAGAACAAGGCCAAUCUGAAACAGAAAUGCUUCAGAAGAAGAUCGUAAACCUACAGAAAGUACUUGAGGAGAAAGUAGCUGCUGCUCUUGUAAGUCAAGUCCAACUUGAGGCAGUUCAGGAAUAUGUGAAAUUCUAUCAAGAUAAAGGAGUAGCUUCAUCAGAACUUGAAAAGGAAAAUAUGCAGAAUUUAAAUCAAAUAACAGAAAACAAGAUGGAGUCAGAUAUGUCUGCAUUAACCUUGAGAAUAUCAGACUUAGAAAGACAAGUGAUUGAAAUGCAUACUACUUUGAUUUCAGAAAAAGAACAAGUGGAAACUGCAGAGAAAAAUGCUUUGGAAAAAGAAAAGAAGCUGAUAGAACUGCAGAAGUUAUUGGAGGACAGUGAGAAAAAAAUAGAAGGAAAAGAAAGGAAAAGAAGCCCUCAUGGAGAUUUUGUUCUCAAGACAGCUACUGAGUUAAUAAAUGCCCGUGGAGAAAGUGGAUUUUUUGAAGAACUUGAGGCUCUUAAAAUCGAGUUAGUGGCUACCAAAGAAGAACUUGCCACUUUCAAAGAAAGGACAGAAAAACUUCAAAAAGAGCUUUUGGUAAAAGAGACAAAUAUGGCAUCUCUUCAGAGAGAUUUAAGCCAAGUUAAGAAUCAGCUUGGUGAGGAAAAAAAGAAAUUAUCCCACUUCUUAAUAAAAGAGGAUAAGUCUGAAGUACUAACAAACAGAAACAUCUGCUUAGAGCCACUUCCUGUUGAAGUAGGUAAAAACACUGCAUCCCAAACGGACCAAAUACUCAAGGUCAACAUGAGCAACCAGACUCCACAAAUUCUUGUUAAAAAUGCAGGAAUUCAAAUUGAUGUACAGACUAGCUGUUCCUCAGAAAAAGUCUCUGAAAUAAUUAGGCAAUUUACUGAAAUAAUUGAACGCAUACAAGAACUUCAUGCCGCUGAAAUUUUGGAUAUGGAAUCCAGACAUAUUUCAGAAACUCAAACUUUAAAGAGGGAACAUUAUGUUGCUGUUGAGUUACUGACAGAGGAGUGUGGUACAUUGAAGGCAGUGAUACAGUGUCUGAGAUCUUUUAAAGAGGGAUCCUUGAUUCCUGAAAUAACGUAUUCUAAUGCUUACCAAACUAGAGGAAUCUAUUCCAGUGAUUCUGGAUCAGACUGGAGUCAGGGAGUUUAUCUUACGCAAAAUCAGGGAUUUGACACAGCAUCAGAAGGACGAGGAGAAGAAGGUGAAAAUUUAACACAAUCAUUUCCAAAGAAAAUAAAGGGAUUACUGAGAGCUGUUUAUAAUGAGUGCAUGCAGGUGCUUUCUCUCACUGAGUCACCAUGUGGUGAUAGAGAAGAUCAUUCUAUUCAACAGGUUUCAGAAUUUUGGCUAAAAGAGAGAAGAGCUUACCUUAAUAUCAUCUCAUCUCUUAAGGAAUUAAUUACCAAAAUACAAGUGCAAAGGGAAUCUGAGGUUUGUGAUAAUUCUCAAUCUCAUGAGAGCCUCCCGGACUGGCGAGGGGAAUUUCUACUUGCUCUCCAACAUGUUUUCUUAAAGGAGCACAAUGUUUUGCUGGCUGCAUUUCAGACUGAACUGACAGCUCUAGGCACUAAAGAUGCAGUUGGAUUAUUAAAGUGUUUGGAACAGCGAAUACAAGAACAGGGUAUUGAAUAUCGAGCAGCUAUGGAAUAUCUCCAAAAAAUAGACAGAAGAAGCUUAUUAUCUGAAAUUGAAGUACUACGUGCUCAAAUUAAUGACAAGAAAAUGACCUUGAAAAGAGAACAAGAAAAUGAUAAACCAAACCUAGAACUUUUGGAAUAUACUAUGCAGCAGAAGCAGUCUCAAAUUCUGGAGAUGCAAGUGGAGCUCAGCAAUAUGAAAGACAAAGCAAGUGAACUUCAAGAACACCUGAGUUCAGAAAAAAUGGUAGUUGCUGAACUAAAAAAUGAAAUUGCACAAACGGAAUUGGAACUUGAAACAACACUCAAGGCACAGCAUAAGCAUCUAAAGGAACUAGAAGCAUUCAGAUUCAAAGUAAAAGACAAGACAGAUGAACUACAUUUGCUUAAUGAUACACUAGCAAGUGAACAGAAAAAAUCAAGAGAGCUCCAGUGGGCCUUAGAGAAGGAAAAAGCCAAAUUGGGACGCAGUGAAGAGAGAGAUAAAGAACAACUUGAGGACUUGAAAUUUUCACUUGAGGAUCAAAAACAGAGAAAUAUUCAACUAAACCUACUUUUGGAAGAACAGAGACAACUACUAAAUGAAUCACAGCAGAAAACAGAAUCACAGAGAAUGCUAUAUGAUGCCCAGUUAUCAGAAGUACAAGGCCGAAACUUGGAGCUUCAAGUACUUCUUGAGUCUGAAAAAAUUCGUAUUCAAGAAAUGAGUAGUAUUCUAGAUAGGGAACGGCAGUUCCAUGCACAGCUACAUAGCAGUGACAGUAGUGGGCAGCUUCAGUCAUCAUUACCCUCAGAUGACCUACUUAUAGAGCUACAGAAAGAGCUGGAGGAAAAACACCGUCGUAUAGUAGAGUUGUUAAAUGAAACUGAAAAAUACAAACUGGAUUCUUUGCAAAUGAGACAGCAAAUGGAAAAAGAUAGACAGGUUCACAGGAAGACGUUGCAGACAGAACAGGAGGCCAAUACUGAGGGGCAGAAAAAAAUGCGUGAGCUCCAGUCCAAAGUUGAAGAUCUUCAGCGCCAGCUGGAGGAGAAGAGGCAACAAGUUUAUAAGUUAGACCUUGAAGGAAAGCGAUUGCAGGGAAUUAUGCUGGAAUUCCAGACACAAGAACUAGAACGAGAAGAAAAACGAAGUAGACGAAUUCUAUAUCAGAAUCUUAAUGAGCCAACCACCUGGAGCUUAACUAAUGAUCGAACAAGGAAUUGGGUUCUUCAACAGAAAAUAGAAGGAGAGACAAAAGAAUCAAAUUACCCUGAAAUGAAUGGAGGGGAAACUGGUUAUAACCAUGAAAUAGAAAUGCUCAGACAAAAGCUUCAACUUGUGGCUUCAAAACUGCACCAUCUAGCCCAGAAAGCCUCUAAUAGACUACAGUUUGAAACAGCAGAUGAUGAAGCUUUCAUUUGGGCACAGGAAACUAUUGAUGAAAUUACUUUACAAUUACAGAAAUUAACUCACCAACCAGGUGAAGAGCCUACCUUAGUAUUACCAGGUACUUCUGGGUGUUCAUUAACUGAAAGACUACUCAGACAAAAUACUGAACUGACAGGAUAUAUCAGCCAACUGACUGAAGAAAAGAAUAAUUUGAGGAAUGUGGUCGUGAAUAUGGAAGAGCAGUUGAGGCGCUGUCAACAGACAGGAACUGGUGGAGAUUAUUCUUCUAGGUUUUUAUUCUGUGGUGAUGCCAACCUUGAAGCCAUUAUUGCUUCUGAAGAAGAAAUAUGGAUCAUGGAAAAAUCAGCUCUUCAGAAAACCUUAAAAAAAACGGAAGCUGAAGUAUAUAAACUGAAAGCUGAACUGAGAAAUGACACUUUACUUCAGAAUCUGAACUCUGAUUCUGAAAAUACCUCACUAAAGAGGACUUAUGGUAAAUACUUGAGGGCAGAAAGUUUUCGUAAAGCUCUCAUUUAUCAUAAGAAAUACCUGCUGCAAUUAUUGGGCGAAUUCCAAGAAUGUGAGAAUGCCACCAUAACGCUCCUUGCCUGGAUGCGGGGUCAGCCAGCCUUCACCAAUCUGGAGUUCAUCAGCCGCCCAAAGGGCUUAGCCAGAUUUCGUUCAGCUGUCAGAGUGUCCAUUGCAAUUUCACGAAUGAAAAUUUUGGUUCAACGGUGGCAGCAAGUCACAGAUUCUAGUUCCACCAAUGUUAACAGGGAUGGCUUUGAACUGAAUCCAGGUGCUGAAAAGACUGACCCAUUUUAUCAUUCUUCUGGUGAACUAGAGCUAGAUGGAGAACCAAGACAUACAACAUACCGCUCAAGAUCAGAUCUGGAUUCUCCUAGGUGCCUUUUACCGUUUCAAAAUAGGUCCCCAGGCACCCUAGCUGAUUUAAAUCCUGGUUCCACAGCGUGCUCUCACCUUCAGAAUUAUGAUCAUAGAGCCCUGGCAGAUUAUAUCACUCAGCUAGAGGCACUACAAAGAAGACUUGGAACUGUACAGACAGGUGCUUAAGUUUAACCACUUAUUGGUAGUGCCAUAGUGCUAGACCCACAGCUCUCCUCAUUUUGAAAGCUUAAACUGUGUAACCAGCAGCACAACUAACUUUAGAGUAUUCAAGACAUGAUUUAUCACCUCAAAUCCUGCCCACCCCCAAAUAAUUCCCCUACUAUCUCUUCAUUCAGUAGAUUGCUCAUAGAAAACACAUGAUUGAAGACUAAUGUGGGAAGGUGCUCUGAGGUAAUGCAUGGUAGAAAGUGGUGAGGCCUACAGAUACUGGUGAGGAAGAGGAUUGAGCACUUAGUACAACCAUUAUCCCUACUACUGCAUGGUGCUUUUAAGAGUGAUCCAAAAAAAAAUCCUAACAAUGAUCUUUUACUUUUCUUUCCUCAAAAAUAUCAAUAUCAUACUUGAUAACAGAAGUGGAUUCUCUAUUCAUUAUGAGAAAACUUCUUUUCCCUGUCUUCCUUUAGUUCACUUCU
Messenger RNA from Marmota flaviventris (yellow-bellied marmot), 5378 nucleotides. The record is from RefSeq and is a predicted model, not a curated record. NCBI's taxonomy places the organism in Eukaryota, Metazoa, Chordata, Mammalia, Rodentia, Sciuridae.